AUGGAGCGCGGGCUGCACCUCGGCGCGGCCGCCGCGGGCGAAGACGACCUCUUCCUGCACAAGAGCCUGAGCGCCUCCGCCGCCAAGCGCUUGGAGGCGGCUUUCCGCUCCCCGCCCCCGAGCAUGGACCUGUCCCUGGCGCCGCCGCCUCGGGAGCGCCCGGCGUCCUCCUCCUCGUCGCCUCUGGGCUGCUUCGAGCCGGCUGACCCCGAGGGGGCAGGGCUGCUGUUGCCGCCGCCCGGGGGAGGCGGCGGCGGCGGCGGCGGCGGCGGCGGGGUGGGCGUCCCCGGGCUGCUCGUGGGCACUGCCGGCGUUGGGGGCGACCCUAGCCUGAGCAGCCUGCCGGCUGGGGCCGCCCUGUGCCUCAAGUACGGCGAGAGCGCCAGCCGGGGCUCGGUGGCCGAGAGCAGCGGCGGCGAGCAGAGCCCCGACGACGACAGCGACGGCCGCUGCGAGCUGGUUCUGCGGGCCGGCGGCGGAGACCCGCGGGCCUCCCCGGGCGCGGGAGGCGGCGGCGUCAAGGCGGCCGAGGGCUGCUCCAACGCCCACCUCCACGGCGGCGCCAGCGCCCCCCCGGGGGGCCCGGCCGGCGGCGGCGGCGGCGGCAGCGGCGGCAGCGGUGGUGGCGGCGGCGGCGGCAGCAGCAGCAGCAAGAAAUCCAAAGAGCAAAAGGCGCUGCGGCUCAACAUCAACGCCCGGGAGCGCCGGCGGAUGCACGACCUGAACGACGCGCUGGACGAGCUGCGCGCGGUGAUCCCCUACGCGCACAGCCCCUCGGUGCGGAAGCUCUCCAAGAUCGCUACGCUGCUGCUCGCCAAGAACUACAUCCUCAUGCAGGCGCAGGCCCUGGAGGAGAUGCGGCGCCUCGUCGCCUACCUCAACCAGGGCCAGGCCAUCUCGGCCGCCUCCCUGCCCAGCUCCGCGGCGGCGGCGGCGGCGGCCGCUGCCCUGCACCCGGCGCUCGGCGCCUACGAGCAGGCUGCCGGCUACCCGUUCAGCGCCGGGCUGCCCCCGGCCGCCUCCUGCCCGGAGAAGUGCGCCCUGUUCAAUAGCGUCUCCUCCAGCCUCUGCAAACAGUGCACGGAGAAGCCUUAA
Balaenoptera ricei (Rice's whale) is the source of this 1095-nucleotide messenger RNA. It is a transcript of the gene BHLHE22, whose product is annotated as basic helix-loop-helix family member e22. The record is from RefSeq and is a predicted model, not a curated record. The transcript has a single exon. Lineage: Eukaryota; Metazoa; Chordata; Mammalia; Artiodactyla; Balaenopteridae. Bases 1 to 1095 code for a protein of 364 amino acids. Gene Ontology annotation, molecular function: protein dimerization activity.